Molecule: messenger RNA, 1065 nt
Organism: Zophobas morio
Lineage: Eukaryota; Metazoa; Arthropoda; Insecta; Coleoptera; Tenebrionidae
Product: piggyBac transposable element-derived protein 4-like
Exons: 4
Coding region: 1-1065 (354 amino acids)
Source: RefSeq, a predicted model, not a curated record
AUGGCAGUAAGACCGGGUGAUUCUCAUUUUGAAGAGACCGUUUUACGCUGGUUCGAUGAAGCUGACUCAGAAUAUGAUUCUCAUGGAAGUGACCAAGAAUUUGAGGACCAUAUGUCGGAACACUCACAUGUUGGAAGUGAGAUGUCAUCUUCUGAUAAUGAAGAUGAGAAUGAAGACACCACUGUUCAAGAAUCAGGUGUGUCUAUCAAGGGACCAAAAGGUGCAGCAAAAAGUAUUUCCACAGAAUUGGAAGGUUGGAAAUUGCUUGUUUCUGAUGGAAUUAUAAACAAGAUUGUUCUGCACACAAAUUCAGAAAUUGGCAGAAAAAAAAUGAACUAUACUGAAAAUUGUGGUUAUGUUGGUGAAACGGAUACAACUGAAUUACUUGCUCUUUUUGGUCUUCUUUAUAUAUCAGGAUGCAGAAAAGAUAAUCACCUAACAACAGCUGAAAUGUGGUCAAAAUUUGAUGAUAAAACUGCGAGAAAUCGCGAAGAUAAAUUUUCUCCCAUUCGGGAGAUAUGGGAAGAGUUUGAAUCAAAUUGUACAAAAUAUUAUACUCCUCAUGAAUAUGUGACAAUUGAUGAGCAGCUCCUGGGUUUUCGUGGAAAUUGUCCUUUUAGAGUUUAUAUUGCAUCAAAGCCAGACAAAUAUGGAUUGAAAAUAGUAACCAUGUGCGAUUCACGCACUUUUUACAUGGUAAGUGCCAUCCCAUAUAUUGGAAAAGAAGUAAGAGCAAAUGCAGAACCCUUACCACAUUAUUACGUAAAAAAGCUCUCUGAAUCUAUUCAUGGAACAGGACGUAACAUAACGAUGGAUAAUUGGUUUACCAGUAUUCCACUGGCAGAUAAUAUGGUGAACAAUUACAAUCUAACUAUUGUCGGAACACUACGUAAAAAUAAAAAAGAAGUUCCUUCGUCAUUCCUGGCAAACAAAAAUAAAGAAGCGCUAACUUCGCAAUUUGCCUUUGACCAGAAAAAAACAUGGUUCACACAUAUUCAGUCUCGCGGAAGACCAGAAGGUGGCCCUUACGAUACUUUUAUGGCAUACUGGAUCAAGCUGGUGUAA